CAUCGUGAGUGUGUGUGUGUCCGUGUGAGUGAGAAAGUGACGAAUUACUUUUCAUCAAAUGGGAAAUAAUUUAGGGUGAAAACACGUAUAUAUUCGGAACACAUUUAAAUUACAGACGUGAUAACAUCUCGAAAGAACCAGCUACAUCGGUGCAAAUUAAGCUAAACGAGAACACCGCAAAUACACCAUCGAAAUGGCGGAAGGCGGCAGCAAGCGCAUCAACGUGGUUGUAAAAACGCCAAAGGACAAGAAAACGGUCGAAGUUGACGAAGAUUCUGGAAUAAAAGAUUUCAAAAUUCUGGUUGCACAAAAGUUCGAGGCGGAGCCCGAGCAGCUCGUGCUCAUUUUUGCCGGCAAAAUUAUGAAGGACACGGACACCCUUCAGAUGCACAACAUCAAGGACAACCUGACGGUGCAUCUGGUGAUUAAGGCGCCGACGCGCAACAACGAGCAGCCGGCCCGACAGCCGGCUGACGUGCGCCAAACGCCCUUUGGCCUCAAUCAAUUCGGUGGCCUGGCCGGAAUGGAGGCACUUGGAGCCGGAUCGAACACGUUCAUGGAUCUGCAGGCGCGCAUGCAGAACGAGCUGCUCAACAAUGGCGACAUGCUGCGCUCCCUGAUGGACAACCCGAUGGUGCAGCAGAUGAUGAAUAAUCCGGAUACCAUGCGUCAGCUUAUCACGUCCAAUCCGCAAAUGCAUGACCUGAUGCAGCGCAACCCCGAGAUCUCGCAUAUGCUUAACAAUCCGGACCUGCUGCGCCAGACGAUGGAGCUGGCCCGCAAUCCCUCGAUGUUGCAGGAGCUGAUGCGUUCGCACGACCGCGCCAUGUCGAAUCUGGAGUCGGUGCCGGGCGGCUAUAGCGCCCUGCAGCGCAUCUACCGCGAUAUUCAGGAGCCAAUGAUGAACGCGGCCACGGAAUCCUUUGGUCGCAACCCCUUUGCCGGCCUGGUCGACGGCGGCGGUUCAGGAGCCGGCAACAACCCGCAGCAGGGCACCGAGAACCGCAAUCCCCUGCCGAAUCCAUGGGGCGGUGCCAAUUCGGGAACCAAUGGAACAGUCGGUGGCUCCGGCGCCGGCAAUCCGACGGGGGAUCUGCCGCCGAACAAUGUGCUCAACACGCCGGCCAUGCGAAGCCUGCUCCAGCAGAUGGCCGACAAUCCAGCCAUGAUGCAGAACCUGCUGAACGCGCCCUACACGCGUUCCAUGAUGGAGUCCAUGUCACAGGACCCGGACAUGGCCGCGCGCUUGCUGAGCAGCAGUCCGCUCAUGUCUAACAAUCCCGCCCUGCAGGAGCAGGUGCGUCAGAUGAUGCCGCAGUUUAUGGCCCAAAUGCAGAACCCCGAGGUGAUGAACAUGCUGACCAAUCCGGAUGCAAUGAACGCUAUCCUGCAGAUCCAGCAGGGCAUGGAGCAGCUGCGCAGCGCGGCCCCAGGUCUCGUUGGCACCCUGGGCAUUCCACCGCCACCACCGGGUGCCGGCACCGGAACGAAUCCAGCCAGCGGCGAUGGGAGCGGGGGCAACAGCGGUGCCAGCACCAACAAUGUUUCGCCAAGCAGCGGCCUCAACGCCGGCACCGGCACUCCAAACCUGGCCCCGGGCGGUGGUCCCAACGCGCAGCUCUUCAACGACUUCAUGAUGCGCAUGCUCAACGGGAUGUCGAACAACGCGGACAACACACAGCCGCCGGAGGUGCGCUACCAGUCGCAGCUGGAGCAGCUGAACGCCAUGGGCUUUGUCAACCGUGAUGCCAACUUGCAGGCUCUGAUCGCUACCUUCGGGGACAUCAAUGCGGCGGUAGAGCGACUGCUGUCCCUCAACCAGUUGUCCUUGAGUUAACAAGGCUAAGCCAUAGCCAUAACCAAACUGUACACAACCUGUCUAUAUAUCUACGAACUACAACUACUAUAUAUACCACUACGGCCCUGGAGAACGCGAAUGAGAACACGACUAGUUAGGAGGACAGGUCCUAAACCCAAACACACACCCUCCGCCAAAAAAUUCCACGGUCAGCGCUGCUGAUCGCUUGUUUCCCCAUCAAGCCGGAAAUGUCAGGAAUCCAUCAUAGCCACAUGCCAACAUACCAACACCCCCAAGACACAAAAAGAUGGCUCCAAACGAGCAUAGUUGCCUCGAGAUCGGAGAGAUACUAGAUAUAGGUGGGUGAUAUGAAUGACGCCGGUGAGAAUGUUAGAUAGGGAUCGCAUACCAAAGUGUUAGCACUUUCGUAGUUGAUAUCAGAUUUUUUUUUUUUUUAAAUAAUUUACAUUUCGUGAGCUCGGAGAAUCCUUUAAGCGGAAAUGCGUUAGCCGAAAACCAACUUGAAUAUGCAUACUUUGCUCACGUAAUGCAUAGUUUUGCACGCCCAACAACUUCAAUCGAAAUACUUAACGCAUUUCUUUAUCGGAGAACUUCGUUAAUUUUCAAUAAAGUUAAGCGGGAAUGUGCACUUUUGUCAUUGAUAAUGUAAUAACUAUUUUGUCGCCAACAGAUGCGAAUUCCAGUUUUGUGUUUAAGAAAAAAGAAUCGGUACAGAGAUCAGAGGCGUAGUAUAUAUCCUGUGUUCUGGUCAGGCAGUUUAGUUUUAGUCGGGUGCUAGUGGGCGUGGGCUAUAGCCGCAGUCCUUCUGACUCCCCCCCCCCUCCAUUUCUCGCGAUCGGAAAACGUUCUGGAAAUUGCAAACAACUGCAAACAGGACAAACGUACAGUAGAUAUCGGCUAUAUGCAAAGACGACACUGUCUUGGGGGAAUCCUAACAUACGCGCGAGUAUGCUGUAGUCAAUCAAAAUGUUUAUCGAUUCGUUAAUAUAAGAGCAAUCUCCAAGCGUUAUUUAUCCCACAUCCCGUUCAGAGGAAUACAAAUGUAAAAAGUUGUUGCACACAAGCGAUUUGCAUGCUAACGAUAUCUACUGUAAGUUAAUGUGUGUAUAUAGGUAUAUAUAUAUGUAUAUACAUAUAUAUAUAUAUAUCAAAAUAUUCCAAGGUGUUAACAAAAGACGUAAAACUAUAAAACAAAAAAAAAAAAAAAAAAAAAAAACCAACUCCUUAGUAAAGAGAGGAAGCCCCAAUAAUAACUUGUAAUGUAAUUUACUCUAAGCUUUCGUAUAUAAAACCUAUAACCGACCAUUUGGGUUCCCAUUUCCGAUCAAUCACACACACACACACUUUCGAAAAGCUUUCCUUCGCGCGCUCACCGUUUAUAUAAGAUAUGGAUUCAGUGUAUACCCUGUAAGUGCUACCACCACAUAGCCUCGCUCGUCCGCUGUGGGAUUGGCUGGUCGGCCGGCUGGCUGGCUGGCCGGCUGGCUGGCUGGCCGGGUUGUUGGUUGGUCAGUUGGGCUAGUGGACUAGUGGAACUACGUUUAUUUGUUUAGUGAAGGAAGUGAGGCAAAGUAAUUAAAUGUAAAUGAUCACAUGUUUGAAAACGUAAU
Drosophila melanogaster (fruit fly) is the source of this 3429-nucleotide messenger RNA. It is a transcript of the gene Ubqn, whose product is annotated as ubiquilin. The transcript is spliced from 3 exons. The coding region runs from base 194 to 1837 and encodes 547 amino acids. The record is from RefSeq and is marked reviewed. NCBI's taxonomy places the organism in Eukaryota, Metazoa, Arthropoda, Insecta, Diptera, Drosophilidae.